Paramisgurnus dabryanus is the source of this 3861-nucleotide messenger RNA. The record is from RefSeq and is a predicted model, not a curated record. NCBI's taxonomy places the organism in Eukaryota, Metazoa, Chordata, Actinopteri, Cypriniformes, Cobitidae.
CCCUGCCUGCGGACUGAAACAGAGUUUCAUCGUCGUAUGCUUUUAUAGUGCUUUCUUUAAGCACCAGGGUUUAGCUUAAGAAAAGUGCAGUGACACAUUUUGCCUCUGGAAAGAAAAGAGGGGGAGAGUUUGAAAAGCUUUCCAAAUUUCCUCCGCAAACGGCAAGAGAGGAUUAAAUUCAAAGGCUGGAGUAAAGAAAGAAAGAAAGUUUUUGAAGUUUUGUGUUACAAGACAAGACUGAAUGCAUCUCUUAUGUGAUGUGAACUGAUUGACUCCAGGCUCUUUUGUCCACGACUAAUUUCUGUAAUAAGGAGGAAAAGGCUUUUGUCGCUCCUGUUGCGCUUUGCGAGCGGAGCGCGCGCCUUGAAUUUGUGCCCUUGUCAAACGAUCAAACGUUUAAUUGACACCUGUUGCAUUGUGACGCCACUACUCACUGUGUCUCGGUAAGUGAUUCAAACUUUCAAAAACUUGAAACGAACUUUUUUGAACUUUUUUGGAAAUUGAGAAGCCCCGGAUUCCUCACAAAGUGCGUCCCUCAGUCAGUGUGCAGACGCAUGAAAGAGAGAUAAACACGGGAAACACACGUGCCAAUUUACGUUUAGAGGUGGAAUUGUUAAAUUUUUGCUGAAGUAACUCCUACUUUGUGUGCGGUGCAAAAAAGCCAACGAACAUCGCGCAGAAGACCAGGACUCUCGGGACUCCAGUUGUGGGACUUUAGAGUAACUUUUGGAGACCUGCGCUGAACGAAUAGGUCGACUGAGAUCAGCAAACAAAGGAGGCUCUUCACGUUUCCAUUUCUUGGACGAGGAAGAAUGGAUGUAAGAAUGAACCAAGGACACCUAAUUCUGGCACUGACCCUCAUCGUCUGCAACUCACAGCUGCUGGUGGUCGCCAACUCAUGGUGGUCAUUAGCCAUGAAUCCCAUCCAGAGACCGGAGAUGUACAUCAUCGGAGCGCAGCCUCUGUGCAGCCAGUUGACGGGUCUGUCCCAGGGUCAGCGGAAGCUGUGCCAGCUCUAUCAGGACCAUAUGGUUUAUAUCGGAGAGGGGGCAAAGACGGGCAUCAAGGAGUGUCAGUACCAGUUUAGACAGAGGCGAUGGAACUGCAGCACGGUGGACAACACAUCAGUGUUUGGCCGCGUAAUGCAGAUUGGCAGUAGAGAAACAGCAUUCACCUAUGCCAUCAGCGCGGCGGGCGUAGUGAACGCGGUUAGUCGGGCGUGCCGUGAGGGCGAGCUCUCCACCUGUGGAUGCAGCAGGGCAGCUCGUCCAAAAGACCUUCCAAGAGACUGGUUGUGGGGUGGCUGCGGGGACAACGUCAACUACGGAUACCGUUUCUCCAAAGAGUUUGUGGACGCCCGUGAGCGUGAGAAGAACCACCCCAAAGGAUCGUUGGAACAUGCACGCACGCUUAUGAACAUACAGAACAAUGAGGCUGGGAGAAUGGCAGUGUACAAUCUGGCCAACGUUGCAUGCAAGUGCCACGGAGUGUCGGGCUCGUGCAGCCUCAAAACCUGUUGGCUCCAGCUGGCGGACUUCCGUCGCGUCGGCGAGUUCCUAAAGGAAAAGUACGACAGCGCCGCCGCCAUGCGUAUUAGCCGACGAGGCAAGCUGGAACUGGUCAACAACCGCUUCAACCCCCCGACUCCCGACGACCUGGUCUACAUCGACCCGAGUCCGGACUACUGCUUGCGUAACGAGACCACUGGCUCCUUGGGCACCCAGGGGCGCCUCUGCAACAAAACUUCGGAGGGGAUGGACGGCUGCGAGCUCAUGUGUUGCGGACGCGGCUACGACCAAUUCAAGACCUACAAGCAUGAGCGCUGCCAUUGCAAGUUCCACUGGUGCUGCUACGUGAAAUGCAAGCGCUGCACGUCGCUGGUAGACCAGUUCGUCUGCAAGUAGCACCCUGGGGAUGGGAUGUACGCCAUGGAGAGGCACUGAGCAAUUAGAGGGAGAUGAGCAGGACCCUGAACGGACCCGUAGGGGGAACUUAGAGAUAAUUAAAUGUAAAAUGAUAUAUUAAAUAGCAACAAAUUAAAGUAUAUAAUUAAAUGUACGUGUGCCAUUGAUAGUAAUUUAAUGACUUUUUCUGACUCAACGUGACUAGGUUGGAUGUCAUUGAUGUAAAGGAGGCACCAGACAGUCACAGUGCUCGUGCAUUUUGUUGUUAAGCUAUUGUCAAAAGUGCCUGGUCAACAAAUUUGUGAGCAAUGUAAAUUAAAAGAGGGUGCAACCCUCUGCUUUUUCUGAAAGAAAGAGCCCACGUGAACUCUUUAGAGACUCUAGAGCUUUCUUGAGGGAUCAAGAAAAGGUAGAGAUGUCAGAAGAGGACGGAGAACAACAGAGGAACCUUUUCAAGACCUGUGGUCCAACAUUCGCUUUGAGACUGUGAUGAUUUUCGACCACACCUUCACAAACCUUGCCCAUAUCAGAGCUCUUAAGUACCUUGAGUCAGAUGGUGACAUCAGGGGGCGAGAAAUGCAGAGUGGACAUUGUGUUUCAUCAUGUCAUGUUGAUCUUUAAGAUAUGACACAAACACAAUGAUGCCUCUCAACCUCAUGUUACCCUGUUCGCAUAAGCCACUCCCUCAAGAAACCUGGAGACAGGGUGAAAGAUCAAACCUGGAGCAUAUAGCUACUGGUUAUUUUGCCACACGUCGCCCCCCCAUUGGAUUAAAAAUGCUUGUCAUUUAUUCGAUUCGACACAAAGGAUCAUUCAUAUUAGCUUUUUCAAAUGUCUGCUUGUAAUGUCAUUUCAGGGUCUUCCGUAUGUCAUAUAUUAGAUUUAUAUGUAAUCUACAGCUGAUAUUCAGAGAAUAUUGUGUUGUUUUGUCACUGUUAUUGUUGUUGUUGUUGGUUUGAACAAGUGUGUCUCACAGUAAUGAAUGUGUGUCUGGUAACUCAAAAUAGAAAAAAAAUCAAGGCUAUGUGAUAAGGACUGCAAAAAAAUUAUAUUGUAACCAAAUACUAGUGGUUCAGAUUAUAUUUUAUUAAUUGCUUCUCAUUUUAUACAUCAUAUGUAUUGUUCUGAUUAUUAUUUUUUGAUAAAGAAGUUUUUACUGGGGAUUUAUAUGCAAACAGAGGAAAUAUUACUGGCCACUUGGAUGGAAUGGGCAAUCCAAGCCAACUUUUCCCACUGUUUGGCCAAGGAACAAACAAUAGGAUCUUUUGUGCAUUUCAGAGGAAAACUACACUUGUAAAUAAGUCGUAUACAAAUCACAAAUCACUUACCAGUCUCUACUAUUUCUGUGACCUUACAUGUCAGUCUACAGUUUUUGCUGCCCUGUGAUCAUAUGCUUAUUGUGUGUAUUUCCCCCUCAUUCAAACCAGUAAUAUUAAAAAUAUUAUUAGUGAUUAAGGAUGGAGCUGCUUUAAUUCAGUUGCACUCUAUGUGUUUGUUUCUAUUGACUUGUAUGCAUUUGCAUACUCACAUUUAUUAUUGGUGUUAUAUUGCACAAAAGUCAAAAAGUUGUAGCUAACAUUAACUGCUAUUUUGAUUCAGUCGGCCAGCAUUGUAACAGGUAUUUUAUACACUAUAAAGCAUUUUUAAAUACUUUAGGAUGGAAAGUGUAGUAAAUAAAUGUAGAUGUAUUUUGGUUGUGGGGCUUUCUUAUAUACCAUAUGUUUAUAUGUAUAAUAUAUCUUUGGGUUGAAAAACUAAACUGUAGAUCUGUACUGUGGCUUUUACCCUCAUUAAAUUUCUGUUAGAAAUGUACAGCUUAACUUUGGGUGCAAUGGCCGCUUUUAUUGAUUCAGGACAAGACACAUUACAUACAUUUAUGUCAAUGUUUAAUUUGCUAACAACUUUCCUUAAUUGCAUUAACAAUUAUUAUAAAUCACAUUCAAAAUGUGCAUUAAAG